Morchella sextelata is the source of this 2061-nucleotide messenger RNA. RefSeq lists its product as uncharacterized. The transcript is spliced from 14 exons. Bases 1 to 2061 code for a protein of 686 amino acids. The record is from RefSeq and is a predicted model, not a curated record. NCBI's taxonomy places the organism in Eukaryota, Fungi, Ascomycota, Pezizomycetes, Pezizales, Morchellaceae.
AUGGAUGAAUCGAUCCGCAUCAAAGUCGAGUCUCCACCAUCCCCGGCAGCAAGCCGCAGAACCGGAGUGGAUAACGGCAUUUUCUACACACCAGUUCCACGGGAUCGAGUCAUUCCCACAUCCACUUGGGACAAGGAUAACUAUGAACCCUCACUAGUAUACCCUCAAGGACCCUUUUUCAAACCCUACGAUCCCACUACCAGUCCUGACUACCGUCACGAACCCUCAUGGUUCGAUAUCCGCUGCAGCACAAUGAUCGACAGAAACCCUUUCGCAGACACCGAGGGUAAGUUUAACGGAGGUGUUAAAACUGCAUUGGUAUGGGAUGGGACAUACCAUCGUGUCUGCCACGCGCUGCAAGUUGGCGGUCCGUUUACGUUUGAAUAUAGGCACAGAAAGCGUAAAAUCCGGCCGCCUAUGGAAAUUGAUAUUAAAGCCGAGGUGAGAACGGAGCCAGACGAUGAUUAUUUCGUCCGCAUGAGCGAUAUUCCGCCGUAUCGAGAAGGCCAGAAAAAUGAUCCUUACUCCGUCCGGUUCGAGGAAAGUCAGGACCGGCGAAUUAUUACGCGCGUGUCGGUGCCUGAGCAGGAGGAAAGGGCAAUUGAAACCAACACGGAAGGUAGUCGUAGCGCUCGUGAUUCUGAUCGAGAUAUAGAUGCUAAUGCGCGCGUCUCAGGAGACAAUGCUAUGGGGCUCGAUGAAGGUGUCCCACAAGUGCGUGUAAAGGUGGAGAAUACUCCACUAGGCAAGGCUCAAGCCGCUCCCGUCAAGUCCGAGUCUCAGGAAACUCCCAUGUUCGAUCUUUCCAGCUUUCCCCAUUCUCUCCCCCAAAUUGGUGUGGUGGGCAAUGUCUCAGAAACCGCUCCCUUCAAAUCUCAAUCCCUUGAAACUCCUAUACUCGACCUUUCUCGACUUCCCCAUCACGUCGAACAUCAACAGGUUGUGCAGGCAGCCGGUGCGUCUGAGCCUAAACCACGACCAGAACCCACCCCAGAACCACGUUCAGCAAACAUAACGGUAAAGCGAGAACAGAUGACAGACGAAAACAUCGAUCAGAUCGAGAGAAUGGAUAUUGAUUCCGAACAGCCCGUCAAUGACGCUCCAGCAACCACCGCUCUCCCGGAACACGCUCCUUUCACCAUCACCAUCAUGAAUGUUAUGAGCAUGUUUGAUGAGACUGAGGCCUCUAGCUCUGGAUCGGCUGCGGGCUCUUUCGUCGCUCGCAUUGAGGACCUCCGCGACCAGCAAAGGUUCCCCCCAGGAAAGGCCAAAGGCUCCGCUACCACCAAUACUCAAGAGGGCGCUGGCAAUACAGCCGAGCCUAUUCAAUGUAAACCACACCCCAUUUCAAUGUCAAGGCUUCCAAGCAGGCUGUUAACGUUCCCAGACCAUUACCCGCAACCCAAAACUGCCGGCCGACGCAUUGCCCAACCAAAGCCCACACCCAAAGCCAACCGCUCUAGUGGAGAGGGCAUCCCCGUGGGAACACUCACCGACCUCCGUCUCCGCAGGUCUGCGGCCACACUACUGGAUCUCUUCGAGAGAGAGACACAGACCGGGAAGUAUACGCCUGAAGGAGGCGUUGAGAUGGAUGUUGAUUACGACAGCAUCGAAGAGCGACCGGCCAAGAAGCGCAACCGUAACAGACGCCAGCGGAAGAAGGCAAAGGAGGCGAAAGAGGCUGCGCUUGCGUCUGAGCCCCCUCUUUCGUCUGAGCCUGCUCUUGCGUCUGAGCCUGCGGACCCUGAGGCAGAUAUGGCGGAAUCUGGGGCAGAUAUGGCGGCUUUAUUUGCCUACGCCGGUAUUGUCCCUGGCGCGUCAUCCUCUGAAUUGAGCUCACCGAGCGACAGCACCGAGUCGCUCGUGGAUCCCAAGGAGGCUGCGACAGCUACCAAGUCCACUUACAACCACCCCUCUCAGCGCCUCGUCAUCCGUGAUGCUGACCCAGUUCCCGACCUCGCGCUCUGCCGCGCCGGCGAAAGCAUCGCUGAUGCUAGGGCUCGUCUCGGAUUGCCGCCGAGAGAGAAGAAGGAGAGGGCACUCCCGCCGAAGGCAAACUAG